This is a messenger RNA of Periophthalmus magnuspinnatus, 1086 nucleotides long. It is a transcript of the gene rap2c, whose product is annotated as RAP2C, member of RAS oncogene family. Gene Ontology annotation, cellular component: plasma membrane. Gene Ontology annotation, molecular function: GTP binding; GTPase activity; GDP binding. Gene Ontology annotation, biological process: negative regulation of cell migration; Rap protein signal transduction. NCBI's taxonomy places the organism in Eukaryota, Metazoa, Chordata, Actinopteri, Gobiiformes, Gobiidae. The record is from RefSeq and is a predicted model, not a curated record.
UCGAGUUAAACAGUAUGGAUCCAAUUUCCCCCGACUCAUAUCAUUCAGUCGACGUCCUGAUAUUUUUGUAAGGGGUUAAGAUGAUUUUUUUGACCGUUCGUAGUCAGACAAGAGUGACAACACUGCGUGGUGGACACCGGUGCGAGGAGGCUUCGGGUCGGCAUAACCUAUGCAGAGCAGUCGGCAUGCAACUUUUCCUCACAAGUACCAGUAAAGCUUACGAGUUUUACGUCUGUAAAGACAUACGCUAUUGUUUCUUGAAACGCCCGAUAAGGCUUGAGCCCAAGAAUGGCUUUUUGUCAAAUUAGCCAAAAAAGUGCUAGCAUUAUCAGAAGCUAACAGUGGGGUAGUCAGGCAACAACUUUUAUUCGCUUUCAGUAGACUGAACAAAAACAACUAUGGGCACAGACUUGAUUUAAAUUAACAGCAAAUUAUUUUUAUAGACGAUUUUCAUCCAAGGCCGGGUAUGUUUUUCAGGCGACCAUAACAGACUGGCUAAGGCGUUUGCUGUGAAGUUAGUCUGCCCCUGUCGACCAAAUGAAGGAGUAUAAAGUUGUGGUUCUAGGAAGCGGCGGAGUGGGAAAGUCCGCUCUGACUGUUCAGUUUGUCACUGGAACAUUCAUUGAAAAAUAUGACCCUACCAUUGAGGACUUCUAUCGAAAAGAGAUUGAGGUGGACUCCUCGCCAUCUGUGCUUGAAAUUCUUGACACCGCGGGCACAGAGCAGUUCGCUUCCAUGAGAGACCUGUAUAAAAAUGGCCAAGGCUUCAUUCUGGUGUAUAGCCUGGUCAACCAGCAGUCUUUCCAGGAUAUCAGACCAAUGCGGGACCAAAUAGUUCGAGUUAAGCGCUUUGAAAAGGUGCCACUGAUCCUGGUUGGAAACAAAGUUGAUCUAGAGUCUGAACGAGAAGUAUCUGGAUCUGAUGGAAGAGCUCUGGCUCAAGAGUGGGGCUGUCCUUUUAUUGAAACUUCUGCAAAGAGUAAAACAAUGGUGGAUGAGUUGUUUGCUGAGAUAGUCAGACAAAUGAAUUAUUCUUCUUUGCCGGAAAAGCAGGAACAGUGCUGCACAGCCUGUGUGGUGCAAUAA